AUGCGCAGCGUUGACUCAACGCUGACUCAACGAACUCACCGACUCUCAGAGCUGCUUCUACCAGGGAGUGGCAGAAGCCUUGGUUUGGAUACAGGAAAUGCGAUGGACAACUCCUCGUAUGAUACAGCUUUUAUAUUUACUGCAUAUGGUAAACUGGACAGCUUCAGGCCCUUGUAUUUUAUUGUUGUUCUCUUGGUAUACCUCAUUACAAUUUUUGUUAAUGUUUUUCUUAUGACAGUAAUAUAUAUGGAAACAAGUCUCCAUAAACCUAUGUACAUAUUGGUAUUGCAUUUAUCUUUGAAUGGACUUUUUGGGAGCUCAGCUUUCUAUCCUAAAGUAAUGGCUAAUCUUCUAUCAGAUGUCCAAGAGAGUUCCCGGUUUGGUUGCUUAGUGCAGGCCUUUUGUAUAAGCUCGUAUGGAGCUUGUGCAUAUGCUGUCCUUGCUGUAAUGGCUUAUGAUAGGUAUAUAUCAAUUUGCAACCCAUUGCGCUACUACAGCAUUCUAACUCCUUCUAAAGUAAACAUACUUUUGAGUGUUGCAUACCUCCUUCCUAUUUUGCUUCUGUCUAUACAUAUUUUGUUAAUAGGAAGACUGCCAUUGUGUGGAUUCUCAAUACAUAAACUGCUCUGUGACAACUGGACUAUUGCCAGACUCUCUUGUGUAGAUACUAAAGUUAUUAAUAUUUUUGGUCUGUUUCUCACUACAGCUUUACUUAUUUUCCCAUUCCUUCUCGUUGUAUACUCAUACGCCAGAAUACUGUCUGUGAGCCUGAAUGCUUCAAAGGAAGCACAGGGUAAGGCUCUGAGCACAUGCACUCCUCAUUUAAUCACAUUUAUCAAUUUUUCUAUUGCUUCUCUAUUCUCAAUAAUGUACAAUCGCUUUGGCAAUAGCCUACCAAUAAGUCUGCAUAUAAUGAUGUUGAUUCUUUUUGUUGUAAUCCCUCCUUUUCUAAACCCAAUCAUUUAUGGAAUUAGAACGAGAGAAAUCAGGAAAUGUAUAAUAAAAAUACUCAGGAAAAGACAAAGUAAUGUUCAAACAGGAGUCUUAACUGCUAUUGAUACACAGAUGUCCACAGUCGUUGCUCCAAGGAUAUAA
Molecule: messenger RNA, 1095 nt
Organism: Acipenser ruthenus (sterlet)
Lineage: Eukaryota; Metazoa; Chordata; Actinopteri; Acipenseriformes; Acipenseridae
Product: olfactory receptor 52E4
Exons: 3
Coding region: 1-1095 (364 amino acids)
Biological process (GO): G protein-coupled receptor signaling pathway
Cellular component (GO): membrane
Molecular function (GO): G protein-coupled receptor activity; olfactory receptor activity
Source: RefSeq, a predicted model, not a curated record